This is a messenger RNA of Sipha flava (yellow sugarcane aphid), 642 nucleotides long. RefSeq lists its product as uncharacterized. The coding region runs from base 76 to 447 and encodes 123 amino acids. The transcript is spliced from 2 exons. The record is from RefSeq and is a predicted model, not a curated record. NCBI's taxonomy places the organism in Eukaryota, Metazoa, Arthropoda, Insecta, Hemiptera, Aphididae.
GAAUGUAUUAUAAAUUUUAUUUUAUCAAUUAAAAAAAAAAACAAUUUUGAUAUAGUAUACUUGUAUGUGUUAGAAAUGGUAUAUAUAAAUAUGUGUCAACAUACAGACACUUUAUGUGAAAAAUGUGGUAUUGAAAAAACUUUUAUAGUAGAUAAACCAUUACAUCUCACCAUGGCUGUUUUGGACAUCGAUUAUGGUGCAUUUAUUAGACGCCCAUUGGAUUGGACAUUUGAAUAUGAAAUACCCCAAUUUGUAUUAAACAACAGAUUCAAAUUCACCUUGAAGAUAAAAACUUCAACAAAUGACCAAGAAGUAAUAAUUUGUCACUUACAUGAAGGUAACAAGUAUCAAUCAAAUAUAGAUUUACACUUGAAAUCUGGGACAAGUGUUGUGUUUUCUUGUCAACAAACAUGUAGUAUACAUCUUAGUGGUUAUUAUUUGAAUUGAGAUUCAUGUUUUAUUUUUUUUUACAUAUUUGUUUUAAUUAUUCAUUGAAUUACUUUUAGCAAUGUAGUCAAAACACGAGGAAUAUCUGAAGUUAAGACCAAUAUAACAUGUGACUAAUGAGAUUUAUGGUUAAAAAAUAUUGAUAAUUUUAUUCCGAUUUCUUAAAAAUAAUAAAUUAAAUAAAGGAAAUGCAUU